AUGCGGUACCACCUGCUCGCUGCCCUUCUUGCCUCCGAGGCCCUCGCUGCUCGACCAUUCUUAAACGAGCCAGACACGGGAAUUGACGAUGUCCUUUCCUACCUCCCCAAGGGAAUCCUCCCGAAGCUCUCGGAUAUCGUUGGUCUGCCCGACUUUGACUGGGCGGCUCGCCACUACCUCCCAGUGAAGAACUACACUUACUACCGCAAUGGCGCCGCCGGAGAGUGGUCAUACCGCAACAACCUGGAGGUCUAUAGCCGAUACCGCCUGAGGCCCAGGGUCAUGGUCGACAUUACGAAUAUUGAGAGCACUUUGCCAACAACCAUCCUCGGCCACAACUUUUCGGCGCCCAUUUUCAUCAGCCCGUGUGCUCGGGGUACCUAUGGCCACCCUGAUGGAGAGCUCAACCUUGUGAGAGGAGCUGCUGCUGGCAACAUCCUUUACAUGCCGGCGCUUUUUGCAUCGUAUACGAUUGAGGAGAUUGCCGCUGCCAAGGCCGAAGGCCAGGUCGUGUUCCAACAGCUAUAUCUUUCCUCCAACGAUACGGAGACGCAGGAUCUUUUGGACCGUUCCAAAAAGGCUGGUGCAAGCGCCAUUAUAUUUACCGUCGACUCUGCAGCAGAUGGAAACAGACAUCGAGCUGCUCGAUAUGGCGUAGGAUCAGCUGACUCCGAGUAUACUUAUAUUACUUGGGAUUAUUACAAGAAGAUCACCAGAAUGACGGAUCUGCCCGUCAUUCUCAAGGGAAUCAUGACCGUGGAAGAUGCGAAGCUUGCUGUCAAGCACAAAGUGCCCGCCAUCAUCCUCUCAAACCACGGUGGCAGGCAAAUCGACGGCAGCCCCUCGUCCCUCGAAGUCGCACUUGAAAUCCACCAAAGGGCUCCCGAAGUCUUCAAGAAGAUUGAAGUCUACGCGGAUGGCGGUGUUCGAUAUGGAGCCGAUGUCCUCAAGCUGCUGUCUCUGGGCGUCAAGGCUGUGGGCUUGGGACGUCCCUUCAUGUUUGCCAAUGUCUUUGGUACCAAGGGCGUUGAAAAGGCCAUCGACAUUAUCAAGCAUGAAAUUGCGAUUGAUGCUGCAAAUCUGGGUGUCGGGGAUCUGAAGAAGAUCGAUCCAAGCUAUGUGCAAUGGACCCCUAACAACUGGAUGGGAUAA
Messenger RNA from Trichoderma reesei QM6a, 1152 nucleotides. RefSeq lists its product as uncharacterized. NCBI's taxonomy places the organism in Eukaryota, Fungi, Ascomycota, Sordariomycetes, Hypocreales, Hypocreaceae. Gene Ontology annotation, molecular function: FMN binding; oxidoreductase activity. Bases 1 to 1152 code for a protein of 383 amino acids. The record is from RefSeq and is a predicted model, not a curated record. The transcript has 7 exons.